This is a messenger RNA of Topomyia yanbarensis, 559 nucleotides long. Its product is annotated as ATPase inhibitor mai-2, mitochondrial-like. The record is from RefSeq and is a predicted model, not a curated record. Gene Ontology annotation, molecular function: ATPase inhibitor activity. Gene Ontology annotation, cellular component: mitochondrion. Lineage: Eukaryota; Metazoa; Arthropoda; Insecta; Diptera; Culicidae. Gene Ontology annotation, biological process: negative regulation of ATP-dependent activity. The transcript has 3 exons. Bases 154 to 468 code for a protein of 104 amino acids.
UCGUAGCAAGUCAGUAUGUAUAAAGUUAUUGAUGCAACACGUACACCAUAUUAACUGUGUCAUAGAUCUGACAUCCUAAUUUCUAUUAUCGCUCUGAUUUUAUCCGGCAUUUUUAGAGGCUUCAGUAAAUUUUUAUUUUUGUGUACUGGAAGGAUGUUGUCUGUGAGAAAGGCUUCCUCGUUUGCACCAAUUACUAUACGAUUCGCUCGCAUGUGUACAGGUGACUUGGGAUCAGGUGCUGGAAAAGGUGGAGGUGGCGGUGGUUCUAUCCGUGAUGCUGGUGGUUCAUUCGGAAGAAUGGAAGUUGCUCACGAGGAAGAAUAUUUUCACAAACAGCGCCAGGAACAAUUACAUAAACUGAAGGAAAAUUUAAUUAGGCACGAGGAUUUUCACGCAGAAUCGAUUAAGCAUCAUGAGGAAGCUAUUGCUCGUCACAAGAAAGCUAUUGAGGCGUUGAAGAAGAAAUAAAUGUUCUACAUCACAAAUUGAAAUAUUUGGACUGUUUGCUUUGUCGCACAUUGUGUUUGAUCGGUGAAUAAUAAAGCUAUAUAUCAUUUAA